Molecule: messenger RNA, 3598 nt
Organism: Pristis pectinata (smalltooth sawfish)
Lineage: Eukaryota; Metazoa; Chordata; Chondrichthyes; Rhinopristiformes; Pristidae
Product: ankyrin repeat domain-containing protein 42-like
Exons: 12
Coding region: 34-1584 (516 amino acids)
Molecular function (GO): protein binding
Source: RefSeq, a predicted model, not a curated record
CGGAUUCGGGGCUGUGUACAGCCCGUUGCAGCUAUGCCGGCAGAUUCUGGCAUCGCCUUAGCUGCCAGGAAGAAGUGUUUCGUCAGUAUUCAUGAUGCAGUUAAAGCUGGGGAUGUGGCAGAACUUGAGUUAAUGGUGAAAAAUGGAGCCAGCAUUAAUGAAGUGGAUCCCAUUCACAAAUUUACUCCUUUGCAAUGGGCAGCACACUCUGAUAGUUUAGAGUGCCUGCAUUGGUUGCUAUGGCAUGGUGCUGAUAUGACUGAUAUAACUCCCAGGGGAUGGACAGCGGCACACAUUGCAGCCAUUAGGGGUCAUGACGCCUGUAUGCAGGCCUUGGUAACAAAUGGUGCAAACUUAACAGUGAAGGAUGAUAGAGGUUGCACUCCAUUGCACCUGGCGGCUUCUCAUGGACAUUCGUACACUCUUCAGAUGAUUCUUCGCAGUGGUGUGGAUACAAAUCCAGCAGAUAAAAACAAUUGGAGGGGAGUCCACUACGCUGCCUUCCAUGGAAGGCUGGGCUGUUUGCAGCUUCUGGUCAGGUGGGGAGCAGAUGUGAAUGAAGUGGAUCAAGACGGGAACUUACCAGCUCAUCUUGCAGCAAUGGAGGGACAUCUGCACUGCUUUAAGUUUCUUGUCUGUCAAGGAGUUAGCAUGACACAUGUAUUGACAGCAAGGAAUGACCAAGGCGAAACCCCAAAUGACCUUGCAAAGAGGUUCUACAAGGACAACAUAGCACAGUACAUCGCAGCUGUGGAACAUGAACGGGAUCACCCAGAUGAUCAAGAAAAUCUUGCAUUUCCUGCUCACGCAAGUGCUUUCAAAGGAGAUCUUGAGACUCUGCGACAACUAGUGGAAUCUGGAGUGAUUAACAUCAAUGAACGAGAUGAUAAAGGCUCCACACCCAUGCAUAAAGCUGCUGGGCAAGGUCACCUUGGCUGCCUGCAAUGGCUUAUAGAAAUGGGAGGAGACCACCAUAUCAAAAAUGAUGCUGGAGAGACACCGAUGGACGUGGCUAAGAGGUUUUCCCAGUUGGCUGCUGUUAAACUCCUGGGAGGAGGUAUAGAUGAUGUCUCGGAUGAAGAGCUGAAUGAAGGCAAUUCCAGUUUCUUUGACCAACAUGGUGUUGAAAGGAGUACAGAUAACCAGGACAGCACUAACCACUGUCCUGCUCAGAAAAGGGAAGCUAGGAUGAGAGCCUACAAGAAGAUUGAGAAAUUUGAGCGGUUAUUGGAAAUUGCCAAAAGCAACUACAAGCAACUUGGAGGUAUGCUGGAGGAAGAUCAGCUCCAACGGAAGGAAAAGAAAGAAGCAGAAAGAAUACUGCAGGAGCUACGGGCUCAACUAGAGUACGAACGUCUACGGCGAGAGAAGUUGGAGUGUCAACUGGAUGACUGCCGAGCUGAAAUAGGUCACUUGAAUCACUGUUUGGAGAAGAUGAAGAUGUCCAGCAGUUCUGUGGAAGAAAAUUUUGAAGAACCAUUUAAGGGGAGAAAAACAGCAAAGAAUAAACAGAUGCUCAGCAGUGGAGGUGUUUUUGUGCGACGUAUCCCUGAUAGGAACAGCUUCAAUCACAGACCCCUUUGACAGCCCACUCCCCACCCCCCAAUCAGGUUCAAGUUCAACAUCAAUUCCAAACUAUAGACUGGGCUUCAUUUAAAUUGCUCCCCUAUUUUUCACUUUAUUGAAAUCACUAAAUCAGGAAUUUUACUGUGGCUUCUUGGACAGCUUAUGUUUGAGUUUGAAAUAUAAUUGAAGUCUUAUUUCUACGUCAGGCCACACAUUCAUUGUGUGGGCUAAUGAGUAAGCACAGUUAUUCAUUGUGAAUUAUGGUGGUAAGUAUUAGUUGUUCAAUUUAGAUGCAGAAUUACAUUGCAUAUUUAUGAUUUGUACAUGCAGAAAUAUAGUAAUAAUUAUGCCAGAUAGUUAAAUAUGUACUUUUCCAAUUAAAUGAUCAUAUCUGCUGGUAACACAUUUUAUUUCAAAGCUUCAACAAUGCUAUUUAAAUGCAUCUUUAAAACCUUAUGUUUGGGUCAGAUGUUUCUGGUUGGUUCUCAUCUGGAGAUUCUAUUGCUAAGAAGAGGGGAUUAAACAGGGAGGAGGGAGAUGAGAUGGGGAAGAACAGAAGUGUAACAAUGGGCGAGGAAGAGAUGGGAGAGGGAGGCAGGGAUGAAAGAAGAGGUUUUAGGAGGAGGCAAGUGUUGCUUUCGUUAGACACAACAUUAACAUUUUUAGAAACAGACACAGGUGCCUUGUGCUUAGCUGCAGACAGCUUGGGGCGGGAGGGAUUGCCUUGGCUGCCACCUCAGGGGCUAAUCCCUGAACUCAGCUGCUGAAGCUGAGGAGGAAAAUGAUGCAACAGACAAUGUUAGACAAACAGGUUUAAGAUGUAAUUGAAAAUUUACCUUUUAUAAAAACAAUCUACCAGUAGUUGGCAGCAUUGGAAGUAAAGAACUUUAGGCUGUUCCGCAGUGACCCCUGAUGACCACUGCCUGCUUCUGCAUGCAGUUUCAUAGCAGUCCUUCAGAUUUGCCCAAGCUGGUCUCCUGCCUACUCCUCUUCAAAAUAGCACCAAGGAAUCAGUUUUGUUCAACUGAGAAAACAGAUGUUUAACAUUGUCCAAAUGAGGGCACCUCCAGGAUUUGCCCUCAAGUCCAGAACCAUGUGCAAGUCUGUAGUGGGACAGGAAUCUACGCUCUUUUGACAGAGGUAAGAUUUCUACCACUAAAUCUCACUGACAAGUUUCCCAAGGCCAUCUGUGAGGGACAAUAAAAGAGGGAGAGGAGUUAAGAAAGAAUAUUCUGUUGAAUGAUUAUUCUGUCAGUCAGUUGAGGAGCAGGGGCACACUUUUUUGCAAACUGAUAAUCCAGAUCACUACUUUAGGAUACUCUUGGGAAAGCUAUUCUAUUUUAACCAAUUCUUACUGAUAAUUUUAGUUACAUGCAUAGCAAAACAAAUUUAUUAACAGCCCAAAUGAUCAACCAAACAAUAACAAUGUACAAUGGUUUCCUUACUUUAAAAUGCAGUGUACGGUGGCAGUUGUUUUUACUUAUUUGACAGCAUAAUUAGCUUGAAAUCAUUUUUAAAGUCCUUACCAGUUCUGGAGACUCAUCAGUAAUUUGAACUUUUGAUUUCCCAUCAUCUUAUCAUAAACAUUUAAGCUCUCUACUUUUUCUUUAUAAACACUCCUUAAUGGAUAUUAUGUUGGCAUUGUUUAUUUUUAUAUAUAGAAGCUUGCUCCAAAUUGACCAGACACCUGUAUUAAUGGAUACAUUUUACUUUAAAAAGGCUUUUCAUUAGAAUUCGGUUCCUUUAAUGGAUGUCUGUUCCAAAUAUGUGCCAUUACAUAUUGCAGUGGAAAAUCUUAUAGUCUUAAGUUCCAAAAAAAAAACUUCAAAUGUUUCCAGAGCAAAAUGUACUUCCCUCUUUCAAGUCUUUGUUAGAAUCUGUACAUUAUUUGUAUAUAGUGGGUAUGUAUUUACAAGCAUAGUUUCCACUUUUUUUUCUGGAACAGAAAGAUUUUUAAUGUGAAUUAUGGCUCUGAUUUUGGGCAGGUAUUAUUGAAGGUGAAUAUGCAAUAAGACUCCAGAAAAACUACAUU